AGUAAAAUGGCGGACUUGGCGAACGAAGAGAAGCCUGCCAUAGCUCCUCCAGUGUUUGUGUUUCAAAAGGACAAAGCACAGAAGAGAUCUGCAGAUGGGUCGAGUGCGGAGGAUGGAGACGAUUCUGAUCGGGAUGAUGGCGAGUAUUGUCCUCCGGUAAAAAGAGAGAGGACCUCAUCUUUGACCCAGUUUCCCCCGUCACAUUCAGUUCCCAAGAAUAAUAUCUUCAUGCCCUCAAGUUUAUGCCAGUCUCCAACUGGUAAUUCAGAUUCUGAGCCAGAGGAGAAGCCUGUUGGGUUUAGGUUGAAACCUCCAACUCUGAUUCAUGGUCAGGCCCCCAGCGCUGGUUGUUUUUCAGGCGUUCCCAGUCAGAAGCCCAGAGAACAGCAGCGCAGUGUUCUCAGACCGGCUGUUCUGCAGGCGCCUCCAGCCAAAUCCCUCACAGAACCAGUCAAGACCAACUCCAGCUGUGGAACAAAUGGAGUGGGGAAGUUCGGAGAUUCGUCAACGGAGAGCCGAUCCGUUUUCCAGAACAACACAGAGAGUUCGGACAAAUCACCGAAUCGAGAGAAAGAUGGGGAAGAAAAUGGAGGUGGAAGUAAAGAAGAGAGCAAUGAGAAGAUGGAAAGUGGAGUGGAUUCGACGUUCGUGUUUGGACAGAAUAUCAAAGAAAGGGCAAAGUUGGAUGAGAACAGCACGUCCAGUGACUCUAAAGACCCCACACGAGAGUCUCAGUCUGGGAGGACAAAUUAUUUCUUACAGUACAUGGGCACGUCUAGCUCCAACAAUUCCACCAACAGUUCAGAUAAAGGCUCCAAGUUCGUCUUUGGCCAGAAUAUGUCUGAGAGAGUGCUGAGUCCACGUAAAGGGGGCGAGUUAUCAGCCGAGAGCAGUAAAGACAGUUCGGCUCCAGUGUCUGAGCCAUCGUCACAAGAGACCACACCUGAGAAAAAUCACAAUGUAACGGAGUCUCUGGAAGAAUCGGCAGCCGCGUACACCAAAGCCACUGCCAAGAAGUGCAUUCUGGAGAAGGUGGAGGUCCGUACAGGAGAGGAGGCGGAGAGCAAUGUCUUACAGAUGCAGUCCAAGUUAUUUGUGUUUGAUAAGCCGGCUCAGUCAUGGGUUGAACGAGGCCGCGGUCUGCUCAGACUGAACGACAUGGCAUCCACCGAUGACGGGACGUUACAGUCUAGAUUAGUGAUGCGUACGCAGGGCAGUCUGCGGUUGAUUCUCAACACAAAGCUUUGGCCUCAGAUGCAGGUGGAUAAAGCCAGCGAGAAGAGUGUUCGAAUCACAGCUAUGGACACCGAAGACCAGGGCGUCAAGGUUUUCCUCAUAUCGGCGAGCUCUAAAGACGUUGGUCAGCUGGCCGCUGCGCUGCAUCACAGAAUCCUGGCCCUGCGGAGUCGUGUUGAACAGGAACCUGAGAGCACGCCCGCCCUGCCCGAACUAGACAUACCACAGUCAAGUGACGAUGACGAGCCCGCUAACAACAGCAGCGCUAACAACACAACUGGCUCUGGAAAUUCCACCGCCAGCGACAACUGUGAGAACAGCGAGACCCUCGCAGCCGAGAGCACAUAGCACCUUCGUCUGACAACUGCCCUCCAGGGUUUUAGUGCAGGCAUCUCUGGGGAAAGCCCAGAACAGCCCCCCCUCGGACCGGCGCUGUGGACCCCGGGGGCCGGAGUCUCUCUCUCUCUCUCUCUCUCACCCAAACUUCUUUAGUUCAUUUCCCCUUCAACAUGUAUUGUAAAUCUGGAAUCUUUUUUUUAUUUUAUUUUAUUUUUUAUCAUUUUGUUUGUUUUAAGUUGUUGUUUUUUUUUCCUAUUGGACUGCAAAUAAACAAAUUAAAAAGUCGACAAAAAGGAAAAAAAAAAAAAAUUAACAAAAUACAGACUUUUCCAUGUAUGGAUUUGGACUUGGUUGCUCAUCAUAUUGAUGAGUGUGAGGGUGUUUCUCUCUCUGAUUAAGACGUGACUCGUCAAGACUGCAGCGUGUACCGCGGGACCGUUUUUUUUAAUCCAUUCUCUCUCAAUGUCCCUCUAGCUCUCUUACUGGCUCAGCUUUAGACCACUUCAUUAUGACAUCACGCCUAUUGGCCAAUCAGCUGGCCGGAAGCACCGCAGUCAUCUGCCUGUACCUGUGUCCAGUGUAGUUGUAACAUUUCCCCAGUUUUCGAUUGAUUUCACCAACAUCUGGACACACUUACUAGUCUGCUAUGAUGGUAGUUAGAUUUCUCAUUGGUGUUAACGAAUAAAGGACUAAACCAGCACGUGGACUUGUGCUGUAGUGAAUCUGUUUCUCGAACUCGCCCCCUUUGUUAAAGAGAAAAAUAUCUUCACCCCAUUGUCUAUUGAUGCAUCAAAAUCAGUCGUGUAGCUUCAUUUAGGGGCAAAUAAUGUUUCUUUUAUUUUAGUUUGACGAGAGUUUAACAUUUAAAACAGCAUCUCUGUAUUUGUUUUUAAUUUCCAUAUUCUGUGGGUUUGUAUUGUGUUGGCCUUUUUUAAAAUAUUGGUUUACUAUAUAAACUUUUUAUCAAUUUUCAUGUCAUUGGAGACAAUUGUGUCAGAAAUGAAGAGUUUCUUCGUGUGUUAGAAGUUUUGAGUGCAUUUAGACACAGAAAAAAAAAAAAAAAACACUUGUACCCUUGAAUGUUCUGUACAUUUCUAUGCGUAUAUUAUCACUUACUAGCACACCAUGUCUCCAAACGUCCUUUACAAAAUAGUAAUAUCAAAGUAAAAAAAAAAAAAGAAUAAACAUUUGAAAUAAAUUUUUGUCUUAUGUCAAA
Molecule: messenger RNA, 2791 nt
Organism: Xyrauchen texanus (razorback sucker)
Lineage: Eukaryota; Metazoa; Chordata; Actinopteri; Cypriniformes; Catostomidae
Gene: ranbp3b
Product: RAN binding protein 3b
Exons: 17
Coding region: 7-1584 (525 amino acids)
Biological process (GO): protein export from nucleus
Cellular component (GO): cytoplasm; nuclear pore
Molecular function (GO): GTPase activator activity
Source: RefSeq, a predicted model, not a curated record